GCUUGUGACGGUGGUGGUGAGGGGAGGGGCGAGCCGGAGCACCACCGAGGAAGACAAGACCUCAUCUAACGGGGAGUUUAAUUUAAAACCAACCGGGUUUACAUGUGACAGCGUUUUGUGAGCACCUUGAAUUUACCUGAGGAAAGGUCAGUCACAAAACCGCAACUGUACAAUCUGAUAAGGACCAAACAAGACAGUGGCUGCUUCCCCGAAUACCUGUAACCUGGACAGGUAUCAUUGGCUGAUGUUAAGGAUGCUUUGGUUCCAAAAUCAGACUUGGAGGUAACCCCACAUCAUCUGUACUGUUGCCGCUUGUGCAUCCUGCAGUGGAGAUGGUCCACUGGAUCACACAGUGGGGGACAUGUGUCUGGCUUCAGACUCUGCUGGCCUUUUCCUUGGGCAACUGCCCCUCGAUGGCCCCGAGUUCUGUCAACUACUCUGUGCUUUACACCAUGCCCUUCUUCCAGGCACAGGGCCCCAUCCAGAACAUUGUGAACAACUCACUCUAUCAGGAGGUGUAUGUAGCUUCUCAGAAUGUGAUUGAGGCUGUGAGCAGAAGCUUGGAGAAGGUGUGGGAACUCCGCACUGGGCCGGUGGGAAGCCCAUUGUGCCAAAUUUGUGACUUGUGUGACAUUGACAAGGAUCCCAAUUUUUUGGAUGACACAAACAACCAGGUCUUGUUGUUGGACACUUUGUUUAUGUAUUUAUACUCAUGUGGAAGUUCUCAGUAUGGUGUAUGCUAUUUCCACCAAUUAAACUCAAAUGGAGAGCCACCUUCUCUUUCCAAGUGUUUGUUCAGACGGGAUUCAAACUCUGCUGCCUACUGUCCUGACUGUGUGGCCAGCCCUCUUGGAACCAAAGUCACCAUGGUUGAAGAGGGUCAAACCGUCUACUUUUUUGUUGCCAACACAGUCAAUGACAGUGUGACCCAGCGUUAUGGUAGGAAGUCGAUAUCGGUUCGCCGACCUCUGGCCACUGAAGAUGGCUUCUACAGCGAUGUACGUGGCCUAACUGUCCUUCCCGGCCUGCGGAGGACUUACUUUAUUGAAUAUAUAUACAGCUUUUUCACUCAGGAAUUUGUCUAUUUUCUCUCAGUCCAGAGAGAGAGCCCCGAUCAGGACUCAUCUCCAUUUCAGACUCGUUUGGGACGUCUCCCACGGAAUGAAUGGGAGAUGAAGCGCUAUCGUGAGGUGAUCCUGGAGUGUCGGUUUGAACCAAAACGCCGUAGGAGGAACGUAGCCAGUGAACCCUACAAAGAUGUUGUGUACAAUGUUGUCCAGGCAGCUCACUUUGGCAAGGCAGGCAGGGAACUGGCAGAGGAGUUAGGGGCGGAGGAGGAGGAUGACAUCCUCUAUGGGGUUUUUGCUGUUACUGAAGAUGACGGGGUCACGGAGCAUGACUCGGCCCUGUGUGCCUUCCCCAUGGACAAUGUGAACAAAGCCAUCACUGAUGGGGUGGAUGGUUGUUGUGAGUCUGGACCAGAGCAGCUCUCCAGGGGACUCUGCCAUUUCCAGCCCUGUGAGAGCUGUCCACAUGAGAGCAUGGAGAACAACGCCACAUGCAGAGACCAUCCUACCAUGGUGUCAAAGCCCUAUUACAGAGUGGACCUCUUCAACAGACAGAUGACAGAUGUCCUGCUGACCUCUCUGCUGGUAACAACCAUCGAGAACAAGACCGUCGCUCAUAUUGGCACCUCUACUGGACGCUUGUUACAGCUUGUAUUGACAAGAUCCAGCCCCAUUAUCUUUGCCAAUUACUCUUUGGUAGAGAACCAGAGGGUCUCGUCCAUUGCUGCUGUAUAUUCAUCAGAGUAUCUUCUUUUCGUGGUUGGAGACAAGAUGAUUCGGGUGCCCCAAAGAGGGCCGGGCUGUCAACACUUCCUGACUUGUGCCAUGUGUCUCACAGCCCCUAAAUUCAUGGGGUGUGGCUGGUGCUCUGGAGUGUGCUCCUGGGAGAGUGAGUGUCACAGUUACUGGAGGAAUGAGUCUUGCCCACCUGGGAUCAUUGGGUUCUUUCCACGGACCGCUCCUCCUGAUGGUCAAACGGCGCUAACAGUGUGUGGGUGGGAGUUCCAGUCACCUCAAAGACCUGCCAUCACCUCCAGAACCCACCAGGUCCGACUGGGACACACUGCCUGCACUGUACUUCCAGCCAAAAGCAACAACACACACCUGGUAUGUAAGAUUCGCUCUGGGGCCACUGAGCUGUCCAAACCUGUCAACAUCACAGUGGAAGUGCAUGAGGGCAAGUUGGAGGGACGCUACUGUAUUGACGGGAAGGCAGAAAUGCCAGGGUUCACAUUUGUGAUUCCCAACAUCACAAAGAUCAAGCCCAACUAUGGGCCUCGUGUUGGGGGCACCCUCAUCACAGUGACUGGGCCUCACCUGAAUGCUGGGACGACAAGGAAGGUCACUCUCAAUGAUGUGGCCUGUCCCAUAGUGAGGGUAACAGAACCCAAAGGCAACGUGUCCUCCAUCAUCUGUGUGUCGCAGCCCAUCUCAGAGGUGAGGGAUGUCCCUCUGAGUGUUUUCAUCGACAAGUCUCCUGUCCUCACUACAAAAGUUUUUUACUACAAGGAAAAUCCAAAGAUUACAUCUGUCCAGCCUGACUGUAGCUUUGACAGGGGGUCAAAGAUUGUGAUUGAAGGGGAGAACCUGGACUCUGUUUACCGCACCAUCAUCCGCUUCAAACCCAAUGAGAGCCACCUGAAACCUGUGACAAGGGAGUGCAUAGGCAAGUCCAUGCCCAAAAGGAUGGAGUGUAUCACUCCUGUAUUCCCGAGGGAUGAGACAGAGGAAGGAGAGCUCUCUUUCAACAUGGACGGAGCACUGGAACUGUGGAACAAAGAGUUCUCCUACCACCCCUAUGGCGAGCCCAUACCUUUUGAAACUGACGGACGUGUGCUGAGUUUGUACCCUGGCUUUGAUGAAGUGUCACUCCAUCACCAGAAGCUGAACCUGGUGAGCUCCUGCAUGACCAUCAUCAUGACUGUCGCAGGCGUCGACUGUGAUGCUAAAGUCCUGGAUAAUGAGAUCACCUGCAGGAUCCCAAAAAACAUGACUAUCCCCAGUGAAGGACUUCAAGUGAAAAUCGCCAUCAAUGGGCAGGUCCACCAUGUUGGCACAGUGGUGAGAGUCAGCAACCACUACAUGGUGGGGAUUUUUCUGGGGAUCCUGGCAGCUCUGGUGGCUGGGGCGGUGCUGGCCUUUGUUGUCAUGAAACACUUGAGGAAGAAGAAGAAAGCCUCCAUGGUGGAGACCUAUAUGGCUCAAAGUGUUAACUCUGGGACAAAUAAUGUGGAGCUGUCGCCUAUGGGGGACUACAGAAGAGUAGUAUCCCUGAGUCCUUCCACACUCCUAGUAGGGCCUGUGGUGUUCCCCAGCCUGACCUAUGCUGCAAGUGGCAUAGACCCUACCCUCACCCCCCUCAUGCCGCCAGAAAAAAUUUCCAUCUCCAGUUUUAGGCCAGAGCUGCUAGAGGAGGUUGCUGAUAUGCUUAUUGUGCAGCACCAUCAGAUCAUAGGGAAGGGUCAUUUUGGCACUGUCUAUCAUGGCUACUUCACAGACCACAACAACAGAGAAACACACUGUGCUGUCAAGUCUUUGAAUAGAAUAACAGAUGUCGAGGAGGUGGAGCAGUUUCUGAAGGAAGGCAUCAUCAUGAAAGGUUUCCACCACAGCAAUGUGCUGUCUCUGCUGGGCAUUCUCCUGCCGCAGGAAGGGCUUCCCCUAGUGGUUCUGCCAUACAUGAAGCAUGGCGACUUACGACACUUUAUACGCUGCGAGAAGAGGAACCCCACUGUAAAGGACCUGAUUGGCUUCGGCCUACAGGUUACCAAGGGGAUGGAGUAUUUGGCUCAGAAGAAGUUUGUGCACAGAGAUCUUGCAGCACGUAACUGCAUGCUAGACGAGUCGUACACAGUGAAGGUGGCAGACUUUGGCAUGGCCAGAGAUGUUUUUGAUAAGGAGUAUUACAGUGUCCAGGACCACAGGAAGGCUAAGCUGCCUGUCAAGUGGAUGGCCAUUGAGAGUCUGCAGACUCAGAAAUUUACCUCCAAGUCAGAUGUGUGGUCCUUUGGUGUUCUGAUGUGGGAGAUGCUGACCAGAGGAGCGAGCCCUUACCCAGAGGUGGACCCUUACGACAUAACACAUUACUUACUGAAGGGCAGGAGGCUACCCCAGCCACAGUACUGCCCUGACCCCUUGUAUAGCAUUAUGCUUCAGUGCUGGGACCCUGAUCCGGAGUUGAGACCCAGCUUUGCUACGUUGGUGUCAGCUGUCUCUACCAUUCUGUCAGGCCUGGAGGGAGAACACUACAUCAGUCUGAAUGUCACCUAUGUCAACCUGGACCAGCCGCGGCCCUACCCUGCUCUCACGGAGUCUGCUGAUGAAUACGACUCCACAGAUGGUGAAGGCUCAGGCUCUUCUUGAGAAGAGAACUGUCUCUUAUUUCAACUUUAAACUGGUAUUGGUGCUAACAGCAAGAGCACACACACAAAAACUGCCAAGUCACACCGGGUGUCUUUUAUUGUACCACUAAAAAUGUGAAACAGAAAAAUAGUUUUUAUGCAUAAAAGUGGUUGCAAGAUGCUUUCAGCUGAAUUAGCACAAACCUGGGCAGCCAUAUUGGAGGUCCUUUUGGCAACGGUUUGCUUAAAAUAGCAUUUGACCAUCAAAACUAAAAGUAUUGAAUAGACAUUUGGUAUUUGUUUUAUUUUUUACUGGUAACAGAUAGUAUCAUGCCAAAUCUAAUUCGUUUUAUAGUACCACGUUGUUUGCGACCCAAAACAAGAAAGAAAGAAAGAAAACUUAUUGUUAACACUUCUUUUCUGUCCAUUCAAAGCUAAAUGGCAUUAUACUGGGUAAUCAGCUUGCAGUUCCCCAUCUAAUUAACAAUGGUACAACCAAAUAUUAUUGUGCAAAUAAGGGCACAGAUAGUUAGAUAACCAAAUGUUACAUAUUGCUGAACUGACCUGUCCUCACACUACAGAAAUCAUUUUGAGAUAGUGUUUUUUGUGCCCUGGUGUCAUUGAUAUAGUCAUUAUAAAUGUAGUCAGUAUUUCCAUGUCCACAUCUAACAGUGUUUGCUUCAGUAUUGAGGAGAGGAGUCACAAACAGCACAGCUUUGAGGCCUGUAAAAUCAGUGUGGCAAAAAACUGGGCCUUGGCAUAGUUUCACUGUUUGCAACAUAGUCCAUAGUUACAGUAGCAUAGCCCACAAUUUUAAUGAAUUCUUUUGUAGUCUAGUGAUAUUUAGAUGAAUCUGGGUUGUAACCAGAAGUUAGGGUGACCAGGCCACCUGUCUUGCAGUGGUACCUCACUUGAGUAAUGUUAUGCAUACAUUAGCAUACACAUACUACAGGCAUAUAUUAUAAAUUUGAAAGUAUACUAAAACAUUAUGGGGACAAAAUGGGGCUAUGGCAAUGGUAGGUUCUUAUUGAAGCACUAAAAUCUGUCAUUAGAUGACAUUUCACAUGAAUUUGCUAGAUAGUAGUUGAUAAAAAAAAAACUAAUUUAAUGUUAGCUUUAUUAAAAAAAAGAAAAAGUGAUCUACCAUCUUUUUCUCCCAAAGCAUUUCUCAUGAUGACUGAUCAAAUUACAUUAGUAAUCGACCUUUAUCUGUUCAGGAGAACCACUGACAGAUGUCAUGAGUUUAACCAUUCAAACCUUC
Messenger RNA from Monopterus albus (swamp eel), 5669 nucleotides. RefSeq names its product macrophage stimulating 1 receptor b (gene mst1rb). Gene Ontology annotation, cellular component: plasma membrane; signaling receptor complex. NCBI's taxonomy places the organism in Eukaryota, Metazoa, Chordata, Actinopteri, Synbranchiformes, Synbranchidae. Gene Ontology annotation, molecular function: protein binding; ATP binding; transmembrane receptor protein tyrosine kinase activity. Gene Ontology annotation, biological process: positive regulation of kinase activity; nervous system development; cell migration. The record is from RefSeq and is a predicted model, not a curated record.